UCUCUCUCCUAAACAUAUUUCAAUUUCAGGAAAAAAAAAAAACAAAAAAAUAAUAUCUUUAUAAGUAAUUGGGAGACCUGUUUAUCUUAUAUAUGGCGACAUAUAGAAUCUAAACGUACCUGAGCUGAUCCGUAGGAACCAUCAUUGAUGGCGUCGUCGUCGACCUUCUUCGUAAUCUGUCUUCUCCACUCCCUGAUCGCCAUCAGCAGCGGAGCACUAAUGAUGUUCUACAUGAAAGAAAUCUACAGCCUAGGGCACGGCUACGAGACGGCCAUCAAGCUUCUUGGCUCGACGCCACACGACCAGCUCCUGAUUCGGACCUCCGAUUCGUUCUCCGGGUUGCUGCUGAUAACGAUCGGGUUCCUACUCUUCAUGGUGUCGUUCGUGAGGGACAAGGAGUUCCAGAGCUUCUUCGCCAAAGGGUGUACGGUUCUCCAUGUGUUCAUGGCUCUCUGGAGAAUUUACUUCGAGCGUAGGGUGGAGGACCUCGCCUGGGAUUGGAUCAGGCAGACAGUUGGCGACGUUUUAUUGGCUCUCUCCUGGGUUUUCUUUCUUCUUUAUUCCUGGAGAGAAAAAUAUGAUUGAUUUUUUUUUUCUUUUUUUUUAAUUUUAAUGUGAGGAAGAAGAAUAUAGAGAAUUAUGUAUGACUUUUUAAUUUUAAUUAUUCUGAGUAUGUGGUACAUAAGGAGAAUUUCAAGUGUUGUCUAAUUUAUUCAACUCAUCUAUUGUAAAAAUUGCUUCUUUUUUCGUGAAUAAUGAAUUAUUUUUUUAUCAGGUUUA
Messenger RNA from Humulus lupulus (European hop), 780 nucleotides. RefSeq lists its product as uncharacterized. The coding region runs from base 148 to 585 and encodes 145 amino acids. The transcript has a single exon. NCBI's taxonomy places the organism in Eukaryota, Viridiplantae, Streptophyta, Magnoliopsida, Rosales, Cannabaceae. The record is from RefSeq and is a predicted model, not a curated record.